AUGAAACCUAAUUCGGACGAACAGCAGGAAACAGUAAUGGACGCCGAGAACAACGGGGACCACAACGGUUCCAACCAAGCCGGCAGAGACAAUAGCUCGUGGUUGGACCAGUUGCGCACUUGCUCACUGGAAUUUAUCCGGUCCAAUCCGGGACUGAGCCACAUGUACGACAGGGGUUUUGCAGCCGGUUUUUACGGGCGGAACCAAAUGCAGUUGGAAGCUCUAAUGUCGGGGGAAUCUGCGGCAAGUGUGAUGUCCGAGGCAGGUGUGACGUCUGCCGACGCGGAGCUCGGAUCACCGUUGGAAGCGGUCGGGGCGGACAGCUGGGCAACCGCGGUCGCAAUGGACAACGCCAUCGAGUCAGCUCUGAAAAUCGCGCUGGAAGUCUCAGCAAAUUCGUCGAUGGUCGUAUCUCGUUUGGCCCGGGACAUAUCUCAAGUAGAACCGUAA
Messenger RNA from Macrosiphum euphorbiae (potato aphid), 450 nucleotides. The record is from the annotation of a GenBank genome assembly. NCBI's taxonomy places the organism in Eukaryota, Metazoa, Arthropoda, Insecta, Hemiptera, Aphididae.